AUGUCAGUCUGGGCUAGUCUUGCAGGUCCUUUUGCCAGAAUCACCGUCGGACCAGGAGUUUCUGCCACUGUCUUCACCCUUCCUAGAGCGCUCCUUUGCAAUUCGUCCACGUACUUCAACGCCGCUCUGAACAACGGCUUUGCCGAAACCAAAGAACAAAAGGUCAUCCUCGACGACGAAGAUCCAGCCGUCUUCCGCACAUACGCCCUCUGGCUGUACAACUCCAAGCUCGAAACCCAGCAUUCCGGACUACAACCUCUGGACGAAAACACUGCUGAGCAGUACCUCCUCCAUCUCUACAUUUUUGCCGAUAAACGUGGUAUCACCGGUUUCGCCAACGAUAUCAUCACCAUGCUUAUCACAAUCUGGGCUGAAAAUGUCAUGGAUCUCAGCACAGUCAUCUGGGUCUGCCCUCUCAUCUCUCGCAACAGCAAGCUCUAUGACCUGAUCCUCGACAACAUGGUCAUCUGUCUCCGGAACGAGAGCUUGACAAGAGACAUCCUCGACUACGCCAAUGUGCCAAAGGAUGUUCUCGUUGACUUGCUAGACAAGGAAUUCACACCUGAUGAGACUUUCGAGGACUUCACUGAGUGUUGUCUCGCUUGUAUCUGUCACUAUCAUGUUCAUACUGAGCAGGAGAUCUUGGAUGGGACUUGUGUCCGCAGACUUGAGAGUAGAUGCAACCAUUUCGACGACGACGAGGAGAAUGAGUUCCCUGAACAGUUUGACUGGCAGUGGUGA
Messenger RNA from Aureobasidium subglaciale EXF-2481, 741 nucleotides. RefSeq lists its product as uncharacterized. Bases 1 to 741 code for a protein of 246 amino acids. Gene Ontology annotation, molecular function: protein binding. The transcript has 2 exons. The record is from RefSeq and is a predicted model, not a curated record. Lineage: Eukaryota; Fungi; Ascomycota; Dothideomycetes; Dothideales; Saccotheciaceae.